This is a messenger RNA of Helianthus annuus (common sunflower), 1632 nucleotides long. RefSeq lists its product as uncharacterized. The coding region runs from base 1 to 1632 and encodes 543 amino acids. The transcript has 3 exons. Lineage: Eukaryota; Viridiplantae; Streptophyta; Magnoliopsida; Asterales; Asteraceae. The record is from RefSeq and is a predicted model, not a curated record. Gene Ontology annotation, molecular function: zinc ion binding; nucleic acid binding.
AUGCCGCCAAAAGCAAGACAGGGUUCUAGAUUACCUACCACACUAGAAGAGUUGGCACAACUCAUAGCCCAACAUGUUAAUACUGCCAUGGAACAGCGUGAUGCUAACCAGAAUGAUGGCCAGGGACGUGGACGUGGUGCUCAUGGUCAUGGUUUUGGUGGGGCACAGAUUGGAAACCCUCCAGCACUAUCCUGGUGGAACUCGCAAGUUCAAAUUUUGGGUGAAGACGUUGCCUAUGGUCUAACCUGGAACGAACUUAAAGAGAUACUCCUAAAGGAAUACUGCCCGUGUAGUGAGAUACAGAAAAUCGAGACCGACUUCUUGAACCUAACCAUGGAAGAUUUGAAUGCCAGAGCUUACACUUCUCGUUUUAACAAUUUGGCAAGGUUAGUUCCACGGAUGGUUACUCCUGAGUAUGUUAAGAUAGAUAGGUAUAUUUUGGGGCUAUCGCCACGAAUUCGUAGCAUGGUCACAUCAGCGAAACCCACUACCUAUCUAAAAGCUACUACAUUGGCGAAAUCGUUAGCGGAUGAUGCGGCUCGCGAAGGUAGCUUUAAUAAGAAGGAGGAAACCGGGAAGUCAUGGGGCAAGGCCAAUGCAGACGUGAGAUCUGAACGAUCGGAGCAUUCUGAGUCUAAGUCAGGAGAUUCGAAGAAGCACAAGUCUGAGAGCUUGAGGAAGGAAACCGAUGAGAAGCGUGAUAGGAAACGCGGUUCGGGGAAGGCGUAUGUAGCAAGUUCUAGCAGUUCUAGAAGGGAUAAUGCCAGGGAUGGCAGGAGUUGUUCCGAGAGGAAGACUAAUGAGGAUGAGCAGAAAAAGUGCGCCAGGUGUGGUCGAACUGGGCAUGUUACCCACGAGUGCUAUGCUAAAAGUACUUCGGACGGAACGAAGCUAGAGGGAUGCUUCCAGUGCGGUGAACAGGGACAUUUCAAGAGAGAUUGUCCUAAAGCAAAGGGUCAAAAUGCCAGGGGCAGAGCGUUCGAGCUAAACGCUGGAAAGGCACAUGACGAUCCUUCUGUAGUUACCGGUAUGUUUUUUAUCAAUAACCAUUCUGCGUUCGUACUCUUUAAUACUGGAGCUGACUUGAGUUUUGUUUCGAAAAACUUUGAACCAUUUUUGUGUUCUCCAACAACUAAGCUAAGUAAAAAGUACUCGAUAGAACUAGCAAAUGGUAAACUGAUAGAGACUAACGAGGUCGUUCGUGGUUGUUGUAUUCAGUUAGAUGAUCAUAGUUUUAGUAUCGAUUUAUUUCCAGUGGAGCUGGGUAGUUUUGAUGUAGUUGUGGGGAUGGCUGAAGGUAGGAAGAUCGAAGAGAUUCCUAUAGUCCACGACUAUCCAGAAGUUUUUCCUGAAGACUUACCUGGAUUACCCCCUGCGAGACAGAUCGAGUGCAGAAUUGAACUGGUACCUGGUGCUGCACCGAUUGCAAAAUCUCCUUAUAGAUUAGCACCGUCAGAGAUGAAAGAAUUGUCGAAUCAGCUUCAAGAGCUACUAGACAAAGGUUUCAUUCGACCAAGCUUUUCGCCUUGGGGUGCACCUAUUUUGUUUGUGAAGAAGAAGGAUGGAACCUUCAGGAUGUGUGUUGAUUACAGAGAGCUGAACAAGUUGACUAUCAAAAAUCGGUAUCCUUAA